AUGGUAACUUCGCAGACUCAGUCUAGUACCUUGAACGACACAACCUUUCAUUUCUUUCCUCGACUUCCCACAGAAAUUCGACUGGAAAUCUGGAGAGCUAGCCUGCCGAGCCGAAUUAUCCCUAUCGACUCGAGAAGACCAUGUCCAGGGCCCAGCGAUGACCGUAUCAGUAUCUGGCAGCGACCCCCCUCAAUUGCGCAUGUCUGUCAAGAAGCUCGCGGCGUUGCAUUUGGGCAUGGGCACCUACGCUGGGCAGAGAAUGCCACUGGACCUGUCAAUCGAUGGGCAAAGACGUGGAUCGACCCAUCCAGAGACCUGAUCUUUAUUGAUACUGUGACGGACCUACCAAAAGCCAUCCCAAAAGAUAUUCUCGACGACCAUUUACUGGCUGACGCAAAACAGGCCAAGGCGGUGGUGAUCAGCUGGGAUUACAUAAACUUUCAACACAUAGAGCAUACGGCACAUUUGAUGGAUUAUCUCCAUAGCCCGUUUCUGUACAUUGCUCAUAAAUGCAUAGUGCAUUUGAGCCAACAGGAAGCGAUUGACUCAGGACUCUUCGGCUGUAAUGCUGAAGAAACUGCAGUCUUGGUGGAUUACAAAGAUAAAGAUCGACUUCUCGCAUUCCUUGGGGUAUGCGAGCUCACGAAUGAGGGUCUCUUUGUUUUGAAAGAACUUAUAAACUCACUUGACGACCCAUCAGAAAGUCAAGUAGGAAUUUUUGAGUAUGCACAGAAAGAUUUCGUUCGAGCGUGGCUUCGACUUCAAAGACACGGGAUUCCUACGUUUGCACAGGCCAAAGACAAUCCUGCUUAUGAGGGCUUGUACGACGAAUUCCGCUACCUCAAUCAUGACCAUUCUUUAGUCAAGAUUGCAAAGGACUCUGUACCAAAGCAUAGACCAGUGUUCAUAUUCGAACUUUGCCAGAACGCUCAGCAUCUGUUGAUCAUGAAGCAUCUACCAGAUAAAAAGAACUUUAACAGUGUCUGUAACGAACUUUUUCUCAAGCAAAUCUAUACUGCAGAUCAAUUGCGUGAACAUCUCUCUCUCAACCUGCUUCAGUGA
Talaromyces marneffei is the source of this 1062-nucleotide messenger RNA. RefSeq lists its product as uncharacterized. Bases 1 to 1062 code for a protein of 353 amino acids. The record is from RefSeq and is a predicted model, not a curated record. The transcript has a single exon. NCBI's taxonomy places the organism in Eukaryota, Fungi, Ascomycota, Eurotiomycetes, Eurotiales, Trichocomaceae.